This is a messenger RNA of Staurois parvus, 317 nucleotides long. The record is from the annotation of a GenBank genome assembly. Lineage: Eukaryota; Metazoa; Chordata; Amphibia; Anura; Ranidae.
CAGGGGCAGACUGACAACUCAUGGGGCCCCGGGCAAUAGGGGAUCAUGGGGCCCCUGUGUCCUUGCCCAAACUCAAAAAAGCCUAUGAAAAAGGUACCAGGGGCAUUUCAUGGGGCCCCCUACUGACCCCGCGCCAUCGGGCAGUGCCCGAGUUUCCAAAUGGUCAGUCCACCCCUGCUGGGGCCAUAAUUGGCCACAUUGGAGGAUUUUUCCCAAAUACUCAAAAAUGCAAUGCAAAUCAUUUAUAUGCAAUAUGCAUCCUAUUUACUUGACUUGUAAUAAAAAAUACUAUAACAUUUUAUUUUAUAUUUCUGAAA